This is a messenger RNA of Bombyx mori (domestic silkworm), 2821 nucleotides long. RefSeq names its product zinc finger protein 239. The transcript is spliced from 2 exons. Gene Ontology annotation, molecular function: DNA-binding transcription repressor activity, RNA polymerase II-specific; RNA polymerase II cis-regulatory region sequence-specific DNA binding. Bases 970 to 1992 code for a protein of 340 amino acids. The record is from RefSeq and is a predicted model, not a curated record. Gene Ontology annotation, cellular component: nucleoplasm. Lineage: Eukaryota; Metazoa; Arthropoda; Insecta; Lepidoptera; Bombycidae. Gene Ontology annotation, biological process: regulation of transcription by RNA polymerase II.
CGAGGAGUGAAGUUAUGUGAUUUGUUUUAUUUUGUCUAUUUAGUGUUUCUUCGGGUUUAAAUGUGUAAUAAUGGUGGUUUAUUAACCGUUUAAUAUCUGUGAAAGUGCACAAAUGUGGGAAAAUGAAACAAAGCCGCUGGACGUAACUUCUCGGGAUCCUCCAAAAAGUCUACUGAAAAAAUCUUAGUAAAUGACCACCAUUUUACUGAGAUUAGAUUUCAUCCCAGUUGAUUAAUGUCUCAUAUUAAUCAUUUUCAUUUCAUUUCACUCCAUAAUUAUCAUUUUUCAUAAAAUUAAGAAUAUACAUUAAAAUAAGAAAUGGCUUAAAGGUCUCAGUUACCAGGUCAUAAAAUCUCUUAAAAAAAAAAUGUAGGUAGGUAUUUCUUUUUUGACGGGAACGCGAAGAGUGAAGUUGUGUGAUUUGUUUUAUUUUGUCUAAUUAGUGUUUCUUCGGGUUUAAAUGUGUGAUAAUGGUAGUUUAUUAGCUGUUUAAUAUCUGUGAAAGUGCACAAAUGUGGGAAAAUGAAACAAAGCCGCUGGACGUAACUUCUCGGGAUCCUCCAAAAAGUCCACUGAAAAAAUCUUACUUGAUGAAACAAGAAAACGACACGAGCAGGAGGUCGGAAGAGAAGUUUACAUCCAUAAGUGCAGCCUGUGACAUAAGGACAUCAAUUCUGCAUUUUGUUCAGUGUGGUGCAGAUUAGUUAAAAAGUCAAUUACUAAUUCGUCCCUCAGUUCACAGACAUUGAUACAACAUGUCAACAUAAUUGUGAUCAUAACAAAAGUAAUAUAGCUUGUAACUGGAAAGAAAAUAAAACGCGAAUUACAAGAAGAUACAUACUCUUUAGAGGCAGUACUUUUUUUUGUCUGGUUUCCGAUCUCUCUUCCUAAAAAACAUAACUUGGAGCAUUCUCGUGUCUAAAAUUUCCAAAUCGAGGUUUUUUUAUUUACUUAUGUAUAUAAACAAAAAUGGAUGCAUUUAACGAACCCUAUGUUUGUAAAGUCUGUAAAAAAUGUUUUGUAUUUAUAGAGAACUUUAAAAUGCACAUGAAAACGCAUCCUCCUAAAAACCCUUAUGUUUGUGAAGUGUGUGAAAAACGCUUUACACAAAUCAAUCAAUUAAAAACACACAUUAUAAGUCAUAGUGCAGAGAAACCUUAUGUUUGUGAAGUCUGUAAAAAAGGUUUUACACGAAAAAAUGCUUUAGAAUUGCACAUGAGAUUACAUACUGAGGAGAAACCAUACAUUUGUGAAGUGUGUCAGAAGUGCUAUGCACGAAAUGAUUCUUUGCAAAUGCACAGGAGAACACAUUCUGCAGAGAAACCUUAUGUUUGUGAAGUCUGUGAAAAAUCUUUUGGAUAUCGUGGUAGCUUACAAAUUCAUUUGAAAAUUCACACUAGAGAUAGGUCUUAUCUUUGUGAAGUAUGUAAAAAAUGUUUUGUACAAUAUAGAAAUUUAAAAGAACACAUGCUAAUACAUACUGUCAAGAAACCUCACAUCUGUGAAAUUUGUAAAAAAGGAUUUGCAGAUCCUUCUGGUUUAAAAAUUCAUCUGAAAAUGCAUGCUGGAGAAGAACCUUAUGUUUGUGAUGUGUGUGGAAAAGGCUUUACUCGAAAGGGUAAUUUAAAAAUACACAUGAUAAUACAUACUGUCACAAAACCAUACAUCUGUGAAGUUUGUAAAAAAGGAUUUGCAGACCCUUCUGGUUUAAAAAUUCAUCUGAGAACGCAUGCUGGAGAAGAACCUUAUGUUUGUGAUGUGUGUGAAAAAGGCUUUGCCCGAAAGGGUGAUUUAAAAGCACAUAUAAGAACACAUACUGGAGAGAAACCAUAUGUUUGUGAUGUCUGUGAAAAAAGCUUUUCAGGAACUAGUAACUUAAAAAAACAUAUGGCAACACAUUCUGCAGUUAAACCUUAUGUUUGUGAUAUGUGUAAAAAGUCUUUUGCACAUAUUAGUUAUUUAAGAAGACAUAUACAUGUACACAAUGCUUAAAAACCUUGUUUGUGAUGUGUGUGAAAAAAGCUUUUCAUGAAUGAGUAAGUACUAUAAAAACAUGCAUGGCAAUACAUACGGCAGAAAAACCUUAAGUUUAUGAAAUGAGAGUAAAUGUGUUUUACACACAUUUCACACAUUUUUUACUUGUGGUAGGACCUCUGGUGAGUCUGCACGGGUAGGUACCACCACCCUGCCUAUUUCUGCCAUGAAGCAGUAAUGCGUUUCAGUUUGAAGGGUGGGGCAGCUGUUUUAACUAUACUGAGACCUUGGAACUGAUAUCUCAAGGUGAGUGGUGGUAUUUACGUUGUAGAUGUCUAUGGGCUUUGGUAACAACUUAGCAUCAGAUAGGUUGUGAACUCGUCCACCCAUCUAAGCAAUGAACAAAAAUCAAUAUAAAAAAAAUUAAGAUCACACAGAAUACAUACAGGAGAUAAACAUUCUGUUUGUACUUCACAAACAGAAGGUUUUAGUUUAUGUUAGUUAUUUAAAAACACAUAUAAAGCUUCAUGUAUAUACUAGAGCAAAGUCUUAUUAUUGUAAACUGUGAAAAACAGUUUUCAAGUAUUGGUAAUUUUGAAUGGCAUACGAAAACACAUAUUUGAGAAAAACUGUAUGCUUGUGUAAAGUGUAAUAAAGCAUUUUCGCAAAUUGAUAUUUUAAUAAUGUAUCUGAGAAUACAUUAAAUAAUAUGUACUACAAAAAAGCCUUUGUUUGUAAAGUAUGUAAAAUAAUUUUCACAUAAUUGUCUGUUAUAGUCCCCCUUAGAAUAUACACUGGAGAAGAAAAAACCUUGUUUAUGUAGUUAAUAAUAAAUGUUUUACGCGUA